CAUGACCGACUAGCGUUCGGUUCUGAGGCAGUGAAGUUUACUGCGACUCAAAACAAGCGGUUUAUUUAUGAGCGGAACGGAGCAGGAUUCGUUAUGCCGCGAUUGUUAAAAUUUUUAGAUAACAUUUUAUAAACGUCGAAUUGUACAGUUUGAAAGACUUUUGAAUCAUGUGUUCACAGAGGAUAAUCGCUGUUUUUACAUUGAUCACAGUUGAAUGUAUUCGUGCAUCGCCGCCGAAUUUUGUGCUGCUGUUCGCCGAUGAUUUGGGUUACGGUGACCUGGGGUGUUUCGGGCACCCGAGCUCUCUCACCCCCAAUCUGGACCGGCUCGCGGCAAAUGGGCUGCGCUUUACCGACUUCUACGUCACGAGUCCCGUGUGCAGCCCUUCCAGGGCUGCCCUGCUGACGGGCCGCUAUCAGACCCGCUCUGGGAUUUAUCCGGGUGUGCUCUAUCCGGGCUCAAAAGGGGGUCUUCCGCUCAACGAGACCACUAUUGCAGAGGUGCUGAAGUCUCAGGGUUAUGUCACAGCAAUGGUCGGAAAAUGGCAUCUGGGUGUUGGUCCGAAUGGCACUUACCUGCCCACCCGACAGGGCUUUGACAAUUAUCUUGGUAUCCCAUACUCACAUGACCAGGGUCCAUGUCAGAAUCUCAACUGCUUUCCUCCAGAUGUGAAGUGUUUUGGACACUGUGAUCAAGGUGUGGUAACUGUACCUGUCUUCUUUGGUGAGAUGAUAGAGCAGCAGCCUGCAGAUUUCCUGCAGCUGGAGAAGGCCUACAGUGACUUUGCCUCUCAGUUCAUCCAUGUUGCCGUCCAAAAUAAGCUCCCAUUCUUUCUGUAUUAUCCAUCACAUCACACACACUACCCUCAGUAUGCAGGAGCAGAGUAUGCAGGCAUGUCACCUCGAGGGCCAUUCGGUGAUGCUCUCAUGGAGUUUGACGGCUCUGUGGGGAAGAUUCUGCAAACUCUUGAGGAGGCGGGUGUGAUCAACAAUACACUCAUCUUCUUCACUGGUGACAACGGGCCAGAGCUAAUGCGAAAGUCUCGUGGGGGAAACGCAGGACUGCUGAAAUGUGGCAAAGGCACGACUUAUGAUGGAGGAAUGAGAGAGCCAGCCAUUGCAUACUGGCCUGGAUUCAUCCAACCAGGUGUCACCCGUGCUCUGUCCAGCUCUUUGGAUAUUCUACCCACCUUUGCUAAAUUGGCUGGGGCUUCAUUACCUGAGGUGGAACUGGACGGGGUGGACAUGACAAAUGUCCUGUUCAAUCUCGGACCGAGCAAACGAAAGACCAUGUUCUUCUACCCCACUUUUCCGAGUGAGAAGUACGGUGUGUUUGCAGUAAGAUGGAAAAAUUACAAAGCCCAUUACUAUACACAAGGCGCAGCUCACAGUGAAACCACUCCAGAUAAGGACUGCUCAGUAUUAUCCAUCCUGAAGCAUUACGAUCCUCCUUUACUCUUUGAUUUGGAGUCAGACCCCUCGGAAAACUACAACCUUAGUGGUCCAGAGUGGGACAGUGUGCGCCAGCAAAUCCAGGCCAUCAAGGAGCAGUUUGAGGCUUCUGUGGUGUUUGGAGAGAGUGAGAUUGCAAAAGGGAUAGACCCCGCACUAGAGCCCUGCUGUAAUCCUAAUUGCUCCCCUAAACCCCAGUGCUGCCACUGCACUGUAAUGGAUGCAGACACUGCCAGUAUCACAAUAACUUGAUUAUUAACUAAGUAUCCAAUCUUGAUUUUCAUCUCAAAACAAAAGAGUAAAUAAGUACAGUUCUAGUCAUUUAAUCCUGCCACUCACUACUCUCCAAACACCUCACUCACUGCACAGAAUGAGAGAAUGAAUAAACCCACAUUAUACUUUUCUAAAAACGGUGUUAGUGACCGUGUAUCUCAGACAAACCAUUUGUUUUAAACCAAGCUUAAUAUGAAUGUGCCUCUGCCUAGCAUUGGGGUGAUUCUCACGAAACCUGUCCUGCUCUUAAUUUAAAUAAUAAAUAAAAAUAACAAAAAAAACAAAACAAAAUUAAAGCUGCUUGCAGCAAUGCAGAUUCCUCCUCAAAACUGCAAAUUAUGUAAAAAUUGACAUGGUAGAGACAUGUACUUCACAUGUACACAACAUUUCAUUAAUUUGUUGUUAAACAUUGCUAGAAUCUUCAUAUAAACUGGUGAUUGAAUCAAAGUAUCGGUUUUAUGACUAGCGGAUUUGUAAAGCAUUAUUUUAGCGUUAGCGAUAAAUAAUAGUAAACUGUAAUUCUGUCAUCUUUUGACAUCAAGGUGAAAUUUUGCACAGUACUUCAGAAUGAUGUCAUCUUGAAGCCUGUUAGGUUGGAAAAAACAUUAGUCAAAAUGGCAUUAGAUGUUUUGGACAUAUGGAUAUUGAGACAAUGUGGACAUUUACAUAAAUGCGCACCUUUCAGCCAUUUUGUAUUGUAUUCAUUUUUGCUAAAUAUCAAAUUGAAAGACAUGUAUCCUACACAUACAUACCGAGUUUCAAGUCAAUUGGAGCUAUGGUUCAGGAGGAGUAGAUUUCUGUCGUUUUGGACAAAUUUGUAUUGUACAGGAAAAUCCAUCAUGGCGGACUUUAUGGGUUCUAGAGGCUUUUUUGUUCCUCAUGAGAAAUGAGGCAAAUAUACCAGGUUGCAGAAAUGUUGGACUUAUGGGGUGGAAAUGGCAUCACUUUGAAAAUGGACAAAUUGGGGCGUGGCCUGUAGCGCCACCUAUAGGCUCACGUGGGCCAUUUUUGGUGUGGUAGUUACUCAUGGCCUGUAGUAUCAAUGUGCCAAAUUUCAAAACUUUUUACCAACGAGAUCUUGAGUUAUUGGGCAAUUUAGAGCUACAGGAAUAAUAAUAAUAAGAAGAAGAAGAAGAAUACUACCAAAAACAAUAGCUUUCCUCCUACUGGAGGAAUUCUAAUAAAAUUGCAUUUUGCAUAAAGAAAAUGAAGCCUGCAUUAGGACCAUUAGAAGUUUUUAUAUCGUGCCACCUAAGCACAUUCUCAUUACCGUAACCAAUCUGGACACUUUUUUUUUUUUUUUACUAUUCCCUCUGUUUUCUUCUUUGUAAUUUAAGUUUUUAUUGUGGAAAUCAUACAAUCGACAACAUCUGGUUACAACGUUUGCUACAGUUACAGCUUUUCCAACUUAUUUUAAGUCUUCAUUGCUAACAAUUACAAUCAGAAAGUACACUCAUUUUCAUAAAGACAUGAGUAGCAAGUUUCUCAAAUGACUGUAUCCAGUUAGUUUAAGCAACGUACUGGACUUUAAACUAUUUGCUAUCUCGACACAAAACUAUUUACAGAAGUGAGGGAGGAUGUCACAUCAAUCAGAAAUACUCAUACUGUAUUCAGUCUACAACAAAAAUACAUUUGGUUCAAUAGGGGUUACAUACUCAAUCCAUUUGAUUAAAUAUUUAAUGAAUAUAUCUCUCUGAAGGUUCAAACUGAAUGUAAUUUUUUUUCCAUAGUGAAGACAUUCUUUAAGACUUCGAUCCAGUCCUGUAUUUGUGGAGAAUUAGGUUUAUACCAACAUCUAGUUAUAGCCUUAUUGAUUGAUGCAAGAAGGAUUUUAUCCAUAUAUUUAUUCUGACUUUUCCAUAUGAACCAUACCUAGAUAAAGGACUUCAAAUUUGAAGCCAAGCGAUAUAUCCGGGAUCUUUUCUAAUGACUUGUGUAUGUCUUGCCAGUAUCUUGUGAUGUUUGGACAGUCCCAAGAUAUGUGAUAAUGAUUGGCAUUUUGGGACCCACGCCGUUUCCAACAUAAUGUAUUACCUAAGAAUUUACUUUUCUGUUUUGGGGUAAAAAAAAAAAAGAAGUGAAUAACAUUUCUCCUGUAAAAUUCCCUCCAAUAUGAAGAGUAAGACGUUGACCAUUGCAACUUGCAGGUAUUUCCCCAUUCCUAAAUUGUUAUUAUAGCACUGCUCUCUUUUACCCAUCUCUCCUUAAUAUAUGAGGUUGAGUCUGCAUCUAAACCUGUCAUUCCUUUAAACAAUCUAGAGAUGAUCUUCUCUGUCAAUUGGGAAUUAUAAGCUGAUGCAAAUAUUUUAAUGAUGGCAUUGUUUUGUGAUAAAAAUGCUGUCUCAGUUGGAGAUACCUAUAGAAAUCCUUUGAUUCAAGACUAUAUCUAUAAGAGUUUGAAAGUCAAGCAAUUCCCCUUUAUCCAUAAUAGUACAGUAGGCUGUAAGCCACUUCUCUGCCCAUGUUUUAAAGCGAUUAUCUGGUGUGUUUGGUUUAAAAUCUGUCUCAAAUGUACAGCAUUUUAGUACUUUCACUAAAUCCUUUGUUUUAUAUUCCUUGAUAAUCUCAUGCCAAAUUUUCAAUGAUACCUCUAUCCAUUGAUUUCCUUUUUUUAUUUGUAAUUAGUCUUUUAUCAGCAGUAACUGUUUGUGUAGGAAUCUCCCCAAACCACCUAAUCUCAACGUCCUUCCAUCUUGCUUGAUAAUCAGGAUAGCACCAACAGAUAAUAGGCCUUAACUGUGCUGCAUAAUAAUAUUUCUGUAAACAUGGUAGUGCCACUCCACCUUUUUCUUUACUCAGCUGCAGUGGUUUCUUACCCUGCCAUAUGAAUCUGGAAAUUAAUUUAUCCCUUAUCCCUGUUUUUGGAAUAUUCAAUUUGAAGCCUGAAAAGGAUCCAAAGACAUUUAAUGUUUCUAUAAGUUCACCAAAUAUCUGUGUUGGGUCCGUUAGAUACAUUAACAUGCCAUCUGUAAAUAAUGCUAUUUUACGUUCAUCUGCCUUUAUAUUAAAUCCUUUUAUUUUUUA
This is a messenger RNA of Myxocyprinus asiaticus (Chinese sucker), 4748 nucleotides long. It is a transcript of the gene arsa, whose product is annotated as arylsulfatase A. The coding region runs from base 168 to 1703 and encodes 511 amino acids. The record is from RefSeq and is a predicted model, not a curated record. The transcript has 8 exons. Gene Ontology annotation, molecular function: arylsulfatase activity. Lineage: Eukaryota; Metazoa; Chordata; Actinopteri; Cypriniformes; Catostomidae.